AUGUCUCAAGCCCCGGGCGGUAAAAAGGGCGGGAAGGGCCCGCCGAAGAAAGUUCCUGAAGAGGAUAAAAGCACUGCAAAAACAGAGGAGAAAGAUGAGACCUCAUCGAACAAUGGGGAUAAAAAGGAGACCAAAGAUGGAAAUGGUCCAACAGAUGUGCCCAAGCCUCCAAGUGCGGGGGUUAAUAUGCGGGAAGCAGCUGCAAAGAUUCUGGUUUUGGCACAAAAGGGGGAAUGGCCCGCAGUGGAGCAGACACUUAAGGUUCUGGAAAAGUUGGUGGCGGCCGGUGGUGAAGAUAUCGUAUCCGUUCCUAUGGCUGGCAUAAUUGAUCCGACAACUGGCAUGACACCACUCAUGUACGCCGUAAAGGACAAUCGCACAGCUUUUGUAGAGAGACUCAUCGAACUCGGGUCUGACGUCGGAGCCAGAAAUAAUGACAACUACAAUGUUCUUCACAUAUCAGCGAUGUACUCGAGAGAGGACAUCGUCAAACUCUUGCUGUCCAAGAGAGGAGUGGAUCCCUUCGCGACUGGAGGGAGUCGACAACAAACAGCAGUGCAUUUAGUAGCAAGCAGACAAACGGGAACCGCGACCAGCAUACUACGAGCUUUACUUACAGCUGCCGGCAAGGACAUAAGGCUGCGAGUAGAUGGGAGAGGAAAAAUCCCGCUGCUGUUAGCGGUGGAAGCUGGUAACCAGAGCAUGGUCCGGGAGCUGCUCAGUGCGCAAACGGCAGAGCAGCUUAAGGCUUCCACUCCCGCCGGAGACACGGCACUACACUUAGCAGCGCGAAGACGAGAUGUGGACAUGUCACGUAUUCUGAUAGAUUACGGUGCAGCAGUGGAUGCUGUGAACGGUUCUGGUCAAACAGCCUUGCACAUAGCAGCUGCGGAAGGAGACGAAGCACUUGUAAAGUACUUCUACGGGGUCCGAGCUAACGCGGCCAUUGCUGAUAAUGAAGAUCGGACUCCAAUGCACCUGGCAGCUGAGAAUGGCCACGCAGCAAUCAUAGAACUUCUGGCUGAUAAAUUCAAGGCAUCUAUCUUUGAAAGAACAAAAGAUGGUAGCACGUUGAUGCACAUAGCUUCUUUAAACGGUCACGCUGAUUGCGCUAUGAUGCUGUUCAAAAAGGGCGUAUAUCUUCACAUGCCAAAUAAGGACGGUGCUCGAAGUAUCCACACAGCCGCAAGAUAUGGACACGUCGGAAUCAUUAACACUCUACUUCAAAAAGGCGAGAGCGUAGAUGUUACAACUAACGAUAACUACACAGCUCUACACAUAGCAGUUGAGUCGUGCAAACCAGCGGUGGUGGAAACCUUAUUAGGAUACGGUGCUGAUGUCCAUAUUCGAGGUGGAAAACAACGAGAAACCCCUUUGCAUAUCGCUGCUAGAAUUCCUGACGGUGAUAAAUGUGCUCUUAUGCUAUUAAAGUCGGGUGCAGGACCUAAUAAAGCUACUGAAGAUGGAAUGACACCAGUUCAUGUUGCAGCAAAAUAUGGAAAUUUAGCAACUUUGGUGCUCCUAUUAGAAGAUGGUGGAGAUCCUCUAAGAAAAACAAAGACGGGUGAAACACCUCUUCAUAUGGCUUGCCGAAGCUGUAAACCAGAUGUAGUACGGCAUUUAAUAGAGUUUGUAAAAAAACACAAAGGCGAAAAAGUCGCAACAUUAUACAUUGACACCGUUGAUGAAGAUGGAGCAAGCGCAUUACACUUUGCUGGUCAAAUAACAAAAGAAGAAGUAAAAAUACCUUCUGCCGAUAAAGAAGUUGUUAAAUGUCUUAUGCAAAACGGUGCAGAUGUUUCAUUGCAAACCAAACAUAAUCACGAAACAGCUUUUCAUUUUUGUGCGAUUGCGGGUAAUAAUGAUGUUUUGACGGAAAUGAUUACCGAUAUGUCUACCGUUGAUGUAAGUAGAGCACUUAACAAGCAGAACUCAAUUGGAUGGACACCAUUGCUUAUUGCAUGUCAUCGAGGACACAUGGAACUUGUUAAUACUUUACUUACUAACCAUGCGAGGGUAGAUGUCUUCGAUAUUGAAGGAAGAUCUGCAUUACAUCUAGCUGCUGAACAUGGAUAUCUACAAGUAUGUGAUGCUUUACUAACCAAUAAGGCAUUUAUUAAUUCAAAGGCAAGGAAUGGAAGAACUGCUCUUCAUCUUGCAGCCAUGAACGGUUAUGCGCACUUAGUUAAAUUUUUGAUAAGAGAUCAUAACGCAAUGAUAGAUGUUCUUACACUAAAGAAACAAACACCUCUACACUUAGCAGCUGCUAGUGGACAAAUCGAAGUAUGUAGGUUGUUACUUGAACUUGGCGCCAAUAUAGAUGCUACUGAUGAACUAGGUCAAAAACCCAUUCAUGCUGCAGCCCAGAAUAACUAUUCGGAAGUUGUGCAAUUAUUUUUACAACAACAUCCAAACCUGGUAAUGGCUACUACUAAAGACGGAAACACAUGUGCACAUAUAGCAGCUAUACAAGGAUCAGUGAAAGUGAUAGAGGAAUUGAUGAAAUUUGAUAGAAAUGGUGUAAUAUCAGCUAGAAAUAAAUUAAAUGAAUCGACACCUUUACAAUUAGCAGCAGAAGGUGGUCACGCGGAUGUAGUAAGAGUGUUAGUUAGAGCUGGAGCUUCGUGCACAGACGAAAAUAAAUCGGGGCUAACUGCUGUUCAUUUAGCAGCUGAACAUGGGCAUACUAAUGUAUUAGAUGUAAUGCGUUCCACUAAUACUUUAAGGAUAUCAAGUAAAAAAUUAGGAUUAACGCCUUUACAUAUUGCAGCGUAUUAUGGACAAGCCGAAACUGUCCGAGAACUUCUAUCCUAUGUGCCAGGGACUGUAAAGUCUGAACCUCCUACAGGAGUUUCAUUGGUACCUAUAUUAGGUGCCGAAUCAGGUCUCACUCCACUUCAUCUAGCCGCAUACAAUGGCAACGAAAAUGUUGUACGGUUGUUACUUAACUCUGCUGGAGUACAAGUGGAUGCUGCAACAAAUGAAAAUGGAUACAAUCCACUACACUUAGCGUGUUUUGGGGGGCAUAUGUCUAUAGUAGGCUUACUUCUCAGUAGAUCUGCGGAGUUACUUCAAAGUACAGAUAGACAUGGUAAAACGGGCUUACAUAUAGCGUCGACUCAUGGACAUUACCAAAUGGUCGAAGUGUUACUUGGACAAGGAGCCGAAAUAAAUGCGACAGACAAAAAUGGAUGGACACCAUUACAUUGCGCAGCAAAAGCUGGGUAUCUAAACGUAGUAAAAUUAUUAUGCGAAUCAGGAGCAUCUCCAAAAAGUGAAACAAAUUUAAAUUGUGCGCCUAUUUGGUUUGCUGCUUCGGAGAAUCAUAAUGAUGUUUUAGAAUACCUUUUACAUAAGGAACAUGAUACGCAAUCACUAAUGGAUGACAAAAGAUUUAUUUAUAAUUUAAUGGUGUGUUCUAAAAAUCACAACAACAUACCUAUAGAAGAAUUUGUAUUAGUUUCCCCAGCGCCUGUAGAUACGGCAGCAAAACUGUCUAAUUUAUAUAUUAAUUUAUCAACUAAGGAAAAAGAGCGUGCCAAAGACCUCAUUGCUGCUGGAAAACAAUGCGAAGCUAUGGCAACAGAAUUAUUAGCAUUAGCAGCUGGUGCUGAUUCAGCGGGCCAUAUACUUACUGCUACGGAUAAUAGAAAUAUAGAAUUCUUAGAUGUUUUAAUAGAAAACGAACAAAAGGAGGUCAUCGCGCAUACAGUCGUUCAGAGAUAUCUUCAGGAACUCUGGCGCGGGAGUCUCAAAUGGACUGGCAUCAAAAUUAUGUUCCUUUUUUUCGCAUUUAUAAUCUGUCCACCUGUGUGGAUAGUAUUUUCCCUUCCAUUAGGACAUAAAUACAAUAAGAUUCCUAUAAUUAAGUUCAUGUCGUAUCUUACGUCGCAUAUUUACCUUAUGGUAUUAUUAUCAUUAGUGGCAAUCACGCCGAUAUAUAAUUCUAUAUUUAGAGAGAGUUUAGUGCCUAGGUGGUAUGAAUGGAUGUUGUUAGUUUGUCUAAGUGGUCUUUUACUUUUUGAAUUAACUAACCCUAGUGAUAAAUCUGGUCUAGGUUGGAUAAAAAUAGCAGUUUUAUUAUUAGGUAUGGUCGGAGUAGCCACUCACGUUGUUGGGUGGAUUUUUAUAUUACCUAAAUAUUGGCCAACUCUUAUGUACUGUAGAAAUCAAUUUUUUGCCUUGUCAUUUUUGUUAGCCUGUGUCCAAAUCUUAGAUUUUUUAUCCUUCCACCACUUAUUUGGUCCUUGGGCUAUUAUUAUUGGAGAUCUUAUGAAAGAUUUAGGAAGAUUUCUUGCAGUCUUAGCGAUAUUCGUAUUUGGAUUUUCAAUGCAUAUUGUGGCGCUCAACCAGCCAUUUAGAAAUAUAUACAAACCAGAAGACAACAAAUAUGCUAGAACAGCCAGGAAAAAACUUUUCUCAGACGUGACCAUGAAUCCAUUGUACUCCUUCGAGCUGCUAUUCUUUGCGGUGUUCGGGCAGACGACAACGGAUCAGACAAGGGUACACAGUAAGGACAGCACUACGCAGCCGGUUUGGACGAAUUAUUUGUUUAAAAUCGUCUUCGGUAUCUACAUGUUGGUGUCGGUGGUUGUACUGAUUAACCUACUCAUUGCCAUGAUGUCAGACACGUAUCAAAGGAUACAGGCGCAAUCUGAUAUAGAGUGGAAAUACGGAUUGUCGAAAUUGAUUCGUAACAUGCAUCGCACGAACACGGCACCGUCGCCUUUGAACCUCGUAACUACGUGGCUCAUGUGGCUCAUACACAGGUGUAAGGAACGAUUAAGUAAAAAGAAACGACCUAGUCUAGUACACAUGAUUGGGAUGCAGCGACAAGACCAAAUGAGUGCCAGGUCAAAAGCUGGCGCCAAGUGGCUCUCCAAAGUCAAGAGAGGUCAAGUGGUGCCUAAAGAUUCAACUCGUCUGUCUAUUGUCCAUCUCAGCCCUCUAGGCUCACAACUAAGCGUCAGCAACAUGACGAGGAUAGAAAAUGUAGUUGAUUGGGAAACAAUCGCUAAAAAGUAUAGAGCACUGACGAGAGACGAACCAGAAGAAGGAGUCAACAAGGACAGUGAAACGGAGGCGGUCGAUGAUGAAUCAGAAAUCGUUCCUAACAAUAUCGCCGCAGCGCCGCCUUGA
This is a messenger RNA of Melitaea cinxia (Glanville fritillary), 5139 nucleotides long. It is a transcript of the gene nompC, whose product is annotated as serine/threonine-protein phosphatase 6 regulatory ankyrin repeat subunit B. NCBI's taxonomy places the organism in Eukaryota, Metazoa, Arthropoda, Insecta, Lepidoptera, Nymphalidae. Bases 1 to 5139 code for a protein of 1712 amino acids. Gene Ontology annotation, biological process: GPI anchor biosynthetic process; calcium ion transmembrane transport. Gene Ontology annotation, cellular component: membrane; glycosylphosphatidylinositol-N-acetylglucosaminyltransferase (GPI-GnT) complex. The transcript has 19 exons. The record is from RefSeq and is a predicted model, not a curated record. Gene Ontology annotation, molecular function: protein binding; calcium channel activity.